Symbiodinium necroappetens is the source of this 2568-nucleotide messenger RNA. NCBI's taxonomy places the organism in Eukaryota, Dinophyceae, Suessiales, Symbiodiniaceae. The record is from the annotation of a GenBank genome assembly.
AUGAGCGUGUUCGGGUGGAACCCCAAACCCGACCCCACAGCUCCGACCAAAGGCGAUCCCACACUGUUGAUCAGAGCCGAUCCCGCACUUGCGACCAAAGGCGAUUCCAAACUUCCGACCGAAGGCGAACUUCCGACCUUGCUCCCCCCCCGGCCUGAGGCUACAAGGCUCUUGCAAGCACGGAAGAGUGCGAGGAGAGGAAAAUCCAUCGAUGCUGGCAGAGCCAUUCGGGCCAUUGCCGAGGCCUGGAAACUUUCGGGCAAGUACAGCAUGAAUUUCGACUCCGCAUUGGUCUUAGUAGUUGGACAGCAAUCGGCUGGUAAGACCUCGUUUGUGGAGCGGUACCUUGGGUACGCCUUCAGCGUGGUCAGCAAUGGCAUGGCAACAAAGCGACCAUCCGUGUUGACGCUUCUGCCACUACAGGCAGGCAGUGAAGAUGAAGUGACGGUCACUGAAGAACGUCCUGACGGAACUCGGAGCACUGAAGAGGUGUUCAAAGGAGACGAGGCCCUGAUGAAAUUGAGCAAGUGGGUUGCUGACAAGAACACCAACGUUGCAAAGGAGAAACUCUUCAUCACCAUCAGUACUCAAAAAUGUAAGACCCCACGUAGAGUGAUGGAUCUUCCUGGAGUGCGAGCAAGCGACGAGCCAGAUGAAAAGGGCAUCAACGAGGCCAUCAUUGGAAUGAUCAGGGAAGCGAUAUCGAAGCCGAACUCCAUCGUGGUUUGCCUCGCAGAUGCGGCACAAGAACCCGCGAACGACAAUAUGGUGAAGCUCUUCCGUGAUCGUGAAGCUGGCAUGCGCAGCUUCUCUGAGAGGUUAAUUUUAGUGCUCACGAAGGCAGACAACUGGUUUACCAACACUCGCCGUCAUGACCAAGUGCAAGAGCAUUUGGAUCGCUGGAAGAAGGAGUUCUAUGGUAUUGAGCCUAUGCUGAUGGGGAGCACCUUCGACAAAAAAGCCGACAUCAAAGAUGUGAAGGUGCGGAACUGUGAGUAUCAACAAGCAAACCAGCGUGAGGAGCAGGACAUCUGCAAGUUUCGACAAGAAGUCAUGAACACUAUGCAUGGUGAAGACAGCAAGUACUGGGACGAAAAGGUCGGUUUCAAGCAUGUGCAGUCUCUCGUGGAGCAGCUGUCUCUCAACAUGGACAUGUCAAACCUGCAGCGAAUCGUUGACAAGAUAAAGCAGCGCCAAAAACAGGUCGAUCUGACGUUGGACCAGAUUAAGGCCAACCGCGAGAACACCAAUCCUAAAGUACUCGAAGAUAGAUGCAGCAGGUUGGUGUCAGCGCUCCUGGCAGACACGAUCAAGUUUCUUACUCGAUCCUCAGGCGCGUGCCUUGCAGUACAUCUCUCGUCAUCUCGUGAGCUCGAGGAGACUGCGAAGACCCUUCUGCAAGAGGAGGAGGAGUUCAUGCAGAUGUGGGCGGACUUCUCGCCGGACUCCAUGAGGGCAGCCUGGAAGGAGCACAAGAUGUCGAACAUCGACUAUAGCCGCGCUGACGAGCAUGCACCAAGCGAGUUCGUUGAUUUCUACCAGGGCGUUCUUGCAGAUAAGAAGUUCGUUGGGUAUGUCAAGCAAUGUGAGGAUCCGCUACUUCCCGGAGCCGCGCUGCCACGGGCAGCUCAGUUCUUCGAACACAUGGCAAUGCAGUACAUGUAUUUUGACGACAGCGACGUCAGCCGUAUCAAGAACGCACGCACGACGAACCCCGACAUGCCUUUCGUUGAAGACAACCUUCAGCGGAUCUUCAUCUUGGGCAACAUCAAAGCUGCGAAGAUGCGAGACGCCACUAUGUAUUUGGUUCAGAAGACAGCCUACCUGAUGACCGAAGGGUUGGCUUGUGCCUUCAGCAAUAUGAAGAAGAACGAGAGAGAGAAACAGCUCAUUGAAGCCCUGGCUACUGGUUCCAGCACAGAGCAUGUUUUUGCUGUCAUGCGCAGGGGCUUUAUCAAGCACCUGCUGGUGCAUGCACAGCAUGCUUUUGUGAGCUCCGUGAGUGAUCACAACCAGUUCAUGCAUCAAGUCGGGGAAUUUCACAGAAAUGACCGGCACUUGUAUGGGAACGCUGGGCAGUGGUUGCUCACGGCUGUGGACGCCGAAGUCAAAAGCCUGGAAGCAUUGAAACCUGUUGAUCCCACGCAUACAGACUUGAAGACGGGAAUCCAGGAAGGGAUCAAGGUUCUUGGCAACUUGCCCAUGCGUGGGUCGCUGCCUGCCCUAGUCUCCGACAUCUUGAAAAAAACGAAAGCCACGGGCAUCCUGGAGGAAAAGGAUAGUGACCUUCACAAGCUCCUGGGGAUGACUGCCGUGGCGUUUGCCUUCUUUGCACCCCAAUUCUCUGAUGCCGUGGUCAUGCGUUGCAUGUCUGGUUUGCUGGGGAGCUUAGAUGCAACUUUCUACGGGCACGAUUACAAGGAAAGUGUCAUGCAGGAGCUGAAAAAGGUUUUUAUCUCUGGUGACGACGAAGAGCGCUUGCAGGCUCUGAAGCUGCGCGAAGACGAGCUCGAGGAGGAGAACAAGGACUUGUCCCAAGCCCUUGACAAGCUGGAGAGACUCCUCUGA